CCUUUACACACGCAGGGCGGCGCCUCGCUAUAAAAGCCUGCGCUGCUGCUGUUUCUCUCUGCUCAGCCUCGCUCCUGCCGGACACGUCUCAGCCACACACGUCUCAGCCAGAUAGUAAAAUCCAGCAACCAUGCCUUCAGAGUUGGAGAUAGCCAUGGAAUCACUCAUCAAGGUGUUCCACCGUUACGCCUCUAAGGACGGUCGUGAAGGCACACUCAGCCGGCGAGAGCUCAGAGAGCUCAUGGAGAACGAGCUCUCCGGCUUCCUCAGGUCCCAGAAGGAUCCUGCUGCUGUGGACAAGAUCAUGAAGGACCUGGAUGCCAACGGGGACGGCCAGGUGGACUUUGAGGAGUUUGUUUCCCUGGUUGUUGGACUCUCCAUUGCCUGUGAGCAGUGCUAUACGAUGCACAUGAAGAAGUUGGGAAAGAAGUAAAAGACGACAAGGAAAAGGAAAAGACCAAAAAGCAUUUCAGUUUUUGUAACAUUGUUUUGUCCAUUAAAUAUACUGAAUUAGUUCAAA
Molecule: messenger RNA, 520 nt
Organism: Cololabis saira (Pacific saury)
Lineage: Eukaryota; Metazoa; Chordata; Actinopteri; Beloniformes; Belonidae
Product: protein S100-A1-like
Exons: 3
Coding region: 131-433 (100 amino acids)
Cellular component (GO): cytoplasm
Molecular function (GO): calcium ion binding
Source: RefSeq, a predicted model, not a curated record